CUUCAGCGGGAAAAACAUCCACAUAGAUGUUGCGAGUGGUUCGUUGCAACCAUUCUCUGAGGAGGAAUGGGUGGCACACCAGCAAGAGAUGGUUGCAAAGGUGAGGAAACGCGAGACUAUAGUGACAGUAGUAUCAAGUCAAGAACAAGGAGGUGUUAAACUUCAAGGAGCCAACAUUACAGUUGAGCAAAUCUCUAGAGGAUUUCCCUUUGGAGCUGCCAUUUCUAAAGCCAUCCUUUCAAACCCCCAAUAUCAGGUGAUAUAGGUCUCGUUUGGAAACAACAUUUUCAAUUGACGUAAAUGCUGAAAGUGUUUUUGCCAAUGGUCAUUUGCAGGAGUGGUUCGUGAGGAAGAGAUUUGGGGUGACGGUGUUCGAGAACGAGCUGAAAUGGCCGGCAACGGAGCCGAUUCAGGGGAAAGUCAACUACACCAUCGCCGACGAAAUGGUAGAUUUCGUGACGAAGAACCAAAUCCUCUGCCGAGGCCACAACGUGCUGUGGCAGGACCCCAAUUUCACGCCGUCGUGGGUUCGCAACCUGACGACGUCGCCGGAUCUUCUCCGGCAGGCGGCGGAGUCCCGCGUCCGCGGCGUCGUGGGGCGGUACACGGACAAGUUCAUCCACUGGGACGUCAACAACGAGAUGCUCCACUAUGCCUUCUACGAGGAAUCUCUGCGUGAUCCAAACGCGUCCUUGGAAUUCUACAGGAUGGCUCAGGAGAUCGACCCCAACGCCACCCUGUUCCUCAACGAUUUCAAGCUCGUCGAGUCCUGUGGCCACCGGAGCAACGUCGACGCUUACGCCGCCAAAAUCAACGAGUUCCGGCGGGGCGGGAUCCGGAAUCUGGGGAUGGGAUUGGAGGGGCACUUCUUCGAUUCCCCCAAUCCGGUCUACACCAGAUCCGUUCUCGACAAAUUAGCAACCCUAGGAGUCCCCGUCUGGAUCACGGAGGCCGACACCACCGGGAAAUACGGGCCGGCGAGCCAGGCGGCGGAUCUGGAGAAGGUCUUGAGGGAGCUCUUCUCGCACCCCAGCGUGGACGGAAUCAUACUCUGGGUGGCGAUGAGCCCCGCCGGGACGUGCUGGCGGAUGUGCCUCACCGACGAGAACUUCAACAACACGCUCGCGGGAGACGUCGUCGAUAGGCUCCUCGGUGAGUGGUACACCGGCACGCUCGCCGGCGUCACAGACGGGGACGGGGUUUUUAGCUUCUCCGGCUUCUUGGGAACUUAUAAAGUGACGAUCGAACAUCCCUCCGGUAAUUCUUCUUGGACUGUAAUUUCGCUCACCAAAGGUGAGGAUCCUCUCCAUUUCCAAAUCCAGAUCUGAUAGAUUCAAACUGUAUUAUUCUUUGAUCUACAAUGGAGUAAUUUAAAGAAAAGAUUGAACUCUUUACAUUCAAAUCAAUCAUUUACAUUUCG
Molecule: messenger RNA, 1420 nt
Organism: Cuscuta campestris
Lineage: Eukaryota; Viridiplantae; Streptophyta; Magnoliopsida; Solanales; Convolvulaceae
Source: the annotation of a GenBank genome assembly